AACACAAAAUUGGUGGUAUCCAGCUUGCAACAUAUGCAAAAAGUCAUGCUUACCAGAAGGUUCAUCUUACAGGUGUCCAAAAUGCAACAUAUUGGACAUGUACACAUACAAAUACAAGCUGCCAUUUUUUGCUUCCGAUGGAACUGAAGAAUCAGAGAUGAUUGCCUUCGCUGCUGUUGCUCAAUCCAUAGUUGGCAAACCAGUUGAAACUAUGAUGAGAUCAAUAAGAAAUAGAGACAACAUUCCUCCUGAUAUUGCUGCCAUUGUAUCCUCAAAAUUCACCUUCUCUGUCGCAAUGGCAGAAUCUAGCUUCAGUAAACCAAAGAAAUCCUACCAAAUCAACAGUAUAUUGCACAAUUAUGGGAAACAACGUGCUCUACCAUUCCACGGUCCAAAUCAAGCUCAACUGUCAAAUGAACAUAACCAGUUAUCUGCCCAGCCUAGUGCAAGUACUUCUCCAUCAUACAUUCCUCCUGGUAGUUCUCAAAAUCCUUUCCAUGAAACUCCAACCAAAAUACUACCACUAGACCAGAUCCUCCUGCAAACUCCACCAAAAAACAUAGAGAUUCCUAAAAACAACAAAGGAGAUGACAGUAUCAUUGAUCCUACACCAUCAAUUGAAGCAAAGUCAGCAAAGAAAAGACUGCACAUUUCAGAAAGAGAUGAAGAAAAGAAUGGAGAAGAACCAUAUUCUGAAACAACUCCUGACCAAGAGAUAGCUCAACAAACAAAUCUUAACAGGCAAAGCAACGUGCAGCGAACAGCGGCAUCACCUGCAGAAAAGAUCAGUUCCUCUAGAAGCUCAAAGAGCCCUAAGAAAUGACAAGAUCAGCAUUUAGUCAGCUUUCCCGGCCUUACCACCGGACACUACCCAGCAACCAAAACUCGACGAAGCAGUGGCAGCGCCAGAACUUUGAUCUUGCCAAUCAAAAUUAGAAAAUAGAGUACUUAUAUAUAAACUAAUGUUUGUCAAACCAUCAGUGUGGUAGUCGUAUAUCGUAUACCUAACUAUUUGCAGAACUGAACACAUUGCAUACACUAGCUGUAAUGAGACAUAAUACUUUUAUGUGUA
Panicum virgatum (switchgrass) is the source of this 1072-nucleotide messenger RNA. RefSeq lists its product as uncharacterized. Bases 98 to 823 code for a protein of 241 amino acids. NCBI's taxonomy places the organism in Eukaryota, Viridiplantae, Streptophyta, Magnoliopsida, Poales, Poaceae. Gene Ontology annotation, cellular component: nucleus. Gene Ontology annotation, molecular function: DNA binding. The record is from RefSeq and is a predicted model, not a curated record. Gene Ontology annotation, biological process: DNA recombination; DNA repair; DNA replication. The transcript is spliced from 6 exons.